This is a messenger RNA of Cucurbitaria berberidis CBS 394.84, 1077 nucleotides long. RefSeq lists its product as uncharacterized. NCBI's taxonomy places the organism in Eukaryota, Fungi, Ascomycota, Dothideomycetes, Pleosporales, Cucurbitariaceae. The record is from RefSeq and is a predicted model, not a curated record. The annotation marks the transcript as partial. Gene Ontology annotation, biological process: protein phosphorylation. The transcript has 3 exons. Gene Ontology annotation, molecular function: ATP binding; protein kinase activity.
CUCACAACACCUUACCUCACCGCAGAAGGCUACUACAAGCGCGCCUGGCGCGAUAUUCUCCGCACGCAACAUCCACGAUGGAAAGAACCUCUCGUGAGGAGAAAUUUAGCGUACCUGUGGGCUAGUAGGACGCAUGCUGAACAAGUAGCGUGCGAAAACUUAGUCGCGAGUAAUGCGUUAGUCUUGCCAGAUGUUGAUUUGGGGAUUUUACCGCUGCGGACUGUGCCGAAGGGGUGGGCGGCGCACCCGCGGGCGCAUGAGCGGUUGGCAGCGAGGGCAGGGGUUGGAGUUGAAGGUGGUGGUGACGGUGAUGGCGAGGUUGACGGUGAUGGCGACAUUGCUAUGCCAACUCAAGGACCAGAUCCAGCUCUUCCAGCUCUGAUUCAGGAGGACAUCGAACCUGAUCCGGUCGUUGUCGCCCCAGUCAACACGACAAACUUCGCCUUCUGGCCUACCCCUGAAGCUAACACAGCCAUAUCCCUUCCAAGAUUUAAUGCAGAGGAGGAAGAGUGGCUGGAGAGCGACAUUUAUCUUCCUGGGGAAGAAGGUGAGGAACGCCUCUGGCGUGGUAUUACCACACUCGGACGUGGAGCGACUGGCCGCGUCGGUCUCUGGGUCAAAGUCGAUGAAACGCGCACCAUCCGCCGACGUAUCGCAGUCAAAGAUAUUGCUAGCAUCUACUACUCGGAUUGGGUCAACCCCAUGAACUGGCGCGAUAAGCUUCCCCGGGACGUUGCGAUACAAGAACGCGUGCGAAUGCAGGGCGGACACAGAGCUAUUCAUCGAUAUGAAGGCUAUCGCUUAAGCCUUCCGGGAAGACGGUACAGAUUGUACCAUGAAGUGUGCGAAUACGGCAACUUGAUGACGGCUAUGGAUUAUUAUUCAAAGCAGUGGCGGAGGCGUCGUAAUAGGCCCUUUCCAGCAAAGAAGGAGCCAGAGCAUGUCAUUCCAGAGGCUUUUCUAUGGGAAGUGUUCAGAAACCUAGUCGAAGCUUGCACUUUCCUCGAAAGGGGUGCUGGUGUAGACAUGGGCGCGGGCAAAGAGUGGAGAUCAAUCGUGCAUAACGACAUGCAUCUU